This is a messenger RNA of Quercus robur (English oak), 3519 nucleotides long. Its product is annotated as pentatricopeptide repeat-containing protein At1g30610, chloroplastic-like. The record is from RefSeq and is a predicted model, not a curated record. The transcript is spliced from 9 exons. Gene Ontology annotation, molecular function: protein binding. Gene Ontology annotation, cellular component: chloroplast. Lineage: Eukaryota; Viridiplantae; Streptophyta; Magnoliopsida; Fagales; Fagaceae. Gene Ontology annotation, biological process: chloroplast organization. Bases 489 to 3464 code for a protein of 991 amino acids.
UUGGAACGGACACAACAUUCUGGCGAGAUGGACUGAGUAAACGCCAAACGGGCCAGACUGCUUUUGGUCCUCUGACAGUGUGCCUUCGCUCUCCAACCACAGUUCGCAGUCCUUAUCGCCGUGGUCAAACUUUAGGCUCAUAUCGACUAUGAAACCUAACUUGCAAUUGGGUCGCCCGUAGCCCAUCAAAAUUUCAAUUUUCUGGGCCAAGUUAUUGAGCCCAAUCAAAAGUUCAUAGCCCAUUCUGCCCCCCAAAAAAACAAACCAGAACAGCCCGAGUCAGACAGAGCAACCUUAAAUAUUUUAUCUUUCAGAGGCACUGGCAGGCUGUGCGUGGGAGUGGAAGUGAAACUGAGACAAUUUUCCUUGUAGCCAAAUUGUUCCUGUAAGUUCAAAAGCUUGUUUGAGUUUCUUAAAACUUGAAUUCUCAUCGGCUUCCUUUUGUUGUUGUUUAUGCUUUUUGCAAUGGUAUUUUAACGAAUGCUCAAAUGGGUGUCUCUUAUUUUGAAAGAAACGGAAUUUUUGCUUCAAAUUGUACCUGGAGUUCGUUUUCUUUCAAUGGGGUUCUGAUUCCUCGGAGACCCAUCUUCCCUGUUGGUCUAACUGUGAAGAAGGUCCAUGUUUUUGGUGUUAAAGUACAAAACAAUAGAGCAAUUAAUGCUUUGUUGAAGGGAGAGUCUGAUAAGGAUAAUAGGUUGGUGGGUGGUGGGAUUCUGGAGAAGGAGCUUCAGUUUAAGCCGUCCUUCAAUGAGUAUUUGAAGGCUAUGGAGUCUGUUAGAGUUCGUAGGGAAAGGAAGCAAGCUGAUAAUAAUAAUAAUAAUAAUACGUUGAAAAAACAGAAGCCCAAUGAUACAGAAAAGGGUCUUUUUAGGACACCAACAAUGGAAGGAGAUAAAGGAACUGUAGAAUUGAAGGAAUUUGAGAAAAAGAAAAGCAUUUUGGAUCAAGAAAAGGUGAUAAAAGUUGUAAAACAUGAAGGGUUAUCUAAGAAGGAUUAUGGGAUCGCGAGCAAGGAAAGUCAGGUUAGAAGGGGUAAGCUUGGUUACAAGGGGAAAGCAAGUAAAGAAUUUGUUGAUGAAAUUGAUACCAAUGAAGGCCAUAUAAGUGGAAAAUUAAUGAAGCAACAUCAGACUAGUGGUAUUCAACAGAAAUUGGAGGACUCCAACUUGGGUAAAAGUACAAAGGCUUGGAGGGUACAAAAAGUGUCAAAGGCAUUAGUUCCUGUUCAAAGACAGCGCCAUAGUAUCAAACUAGAAGGGGAAAUUGUUGGUGAUGCAAGUUCCUGGGGCAUGUUGACACAGAAGGGGACUGAUAAUAGCCAGUGGGAUGACAAAUCAAUCAAUAAAACCUUGAAGGGAGAGAAAAUUGGUGCUGGAAUUGAUAGGCAUGGCAGACGAGAGAGGAAGUACUUGCAAGUUGAAGAAGUUGCUAAUAAUGGGGAAAUUGUUAGUGAUGCAAGUUCCUGGGGCAUGUUGAGACAGAAGGGGACUGAUAAUAGCCAGUGGGAUGACAGAUCAAUCAAUAAAACCUUUAAGGGAGAGAAAAUUGGUGCUGGAAUUGAUAGGCAUGGCAGACGAGAGAGGAAGUACUUUCAAGUUGAAGAAGUUGCUAAUAAUGAUUUUUUGCGUGAAAAAGGAACACUAACCAGAAGAGGUCACUCUUUCUCUGAAAGAAUUGAUGGUAAUGGCGCAGAUGAGGAAAGAGCUGCCUUCAAGAAUUUUGAUGAAUUCAGUGACGUUGUGGACAAGCCACGAGUUUCACGGAUGGAGAUGGAAGAGAGAAUCCAGAAGCUAGCAAAGCAGUUGAAUGGUGCAGAUGUAGACAUGCCUGAAUGGAUGUUUACAAAGACAAUGCGAAGUGCAAGGAUCCGAUUCUGUGAUCAUUCUAUAUUGAGGGUUAUCCAGAUAUUGGGAAAACUAGGAAAUUGGAGGCGGGUGCUACAAGUCGUUGAGUGGCUUCAGAUGCGUGAGCGCUUCAAAUCCCACAGGCCCAGAUUUAUAUACACUACUGCACUUGAUGUACUUGGAAAGGCGAAUAGACCUGUGGAGGCACUCAAUGUCUUUCAUUCAAUGCAGCAACAAGUGUCUACAUAUCCUGAUUUAGUUGCUUAUCAAUGUAUUGCUGUCACCCUUGGAAAAGCGGGGUAUUUGAAGGAACUUUUUGAUGUAAUUGAUAGUAUGCGAUCUCCUCCCAAGAAGAAGUUCAAAACCGGGGUAAUUGGGAAGUGGGACCCAGAGUUGGAACCAGAUAUCAUGGUUUACAAUGCGGUCCUAAAUGCCUGUGUCCAGCAGGAAAAAUGGGAAGGAGCAUUCUGGGUUUUGCAGCAGUUAAAGCAACAAGGCCAAAAGCCCUCUUCUACAACAUAUGGACUUGUCAUGGAGGUGAUGUUUGCAUGUGGCAAGUACAACUUAGUUCAUGAGUUUUUCAGAAAAUUGCAGAAAUUUUCUAUUCCAAAUGCUUUAACAUAUAAAGUGGUUGUGAAUACACUUUGGAAAGAAGGAAAAACAGAUGAAGCUCUUUUGGCUGUUCAACACAUGGAAAGGCGAGGAAUAGUAGGUUCUGCAGCUCUUUAUUAUGACCUGGCUCGCUGUCUUUGUACUGCUGGAAGGUGCCAAGAAGCAUUGAAGCUGAUGGAGAAAAUAUGUAAGGUCGCAAAUAAGCCUCUAGUAGUGACUUACACUGGCUUAAUUCAAGCUUGUAUUGACUCGGGAAACAUUGAAGAUGGAGCUUACAUUUUCAAAGAAAUGCAAAACUUUUGCUCCCCAAAUCUUGUUAGUUGUAAUAUAAUGUUGAAAGCUUACCUAGAACAUGGGAUGUUUGAAGAAGCAAAAAAGCUGUUCAAUAUGAUGUCAGAGGAUAGGAACCAUAUCAGCAGGAAAUCUGAUUAUAGGGCUCGUGUGAUACCAGAUAUCUACACAUUCAACACCAUGUUGGAUGCAUGCAUUGCAGAAAAAAGGUGGGAUGAUUUUGAGAAUAUUUACAGAGGGAUGCUGCACCAUGGUUUUCACUUCAAUGCAAAACGUCAUCUUCGGAUGAUAUUAAAUGCUUCUGGAGCUGUAAAGGGAGUGUUACUGGAAACAACUUGGAAUCACUUGACCAAGGCAGAUAGGAAUCCACCACCUGCCCUUGUCAAAGAAAAGUUUUGCAUGAAGCUAGAGAAUGACGACUAUAUGGCUGCCCUUGCCUGUAUAACUAGUCAUUCCAUGCCUGAGUUGCAGGCAUUCUCUAAUUCAGCAUGGUUGAAUUUGCUUGAGGAAAAUGCUCACAGGUUUCGUAAGGAUGCUCUUUUUCGGUUGAUACAAGAGGUUGGCAUCCAUACUAACAGAACUGAAUUGUCAAAUCUAGCUGUACAGAAUCUCGUAUCAGCUUGUAAAGAAUUUUUUAGGACUAAUAUGACAUUAGCUGAGAUUAAAGAAAUCGAAACUGUCUGUAGUGCUCAAACUGAAUUAGCUUUUAAAUCCUGAUUAACUACUAUUUGUGUUCAUCUUUGCCAUUAUAUAACAGAAACAAGCAUUGCUA